AAGUCUUUUUCAAUUCUCUUCAUUUGUUGUAGUUGUAGUAGUGUAUCGUAAAAAAAUUAACACAGAAAAAUAAUAAACACCAAUGAUUAACGGUUUUUUUUCCCUUGUUGAAUUCCAACGCUAAACAACUCAAAACAAAAAUUGUAAACGGAAGCGGAAAGAAAAUUUUAAAUAAAACAAAUGACAAUUAACAACUAUUCAGCAAAGAUUACUUAGAACAUCUAACAAAUUACAUAAUAAACAGUAACAAUUACUUAUAGAAAGUGGUAAACAUUGCUAAAUAGUUGCAAAAUAGUAAAAACAUUUAAUUGUUUAUUAAAAAAUGGAAAACGAAAAAGAUUUAUAUCGUGAUACCUUGGUGCGUUAUUUAGGUUAUGCCAAUGAAGUUGGUGAAUCUUUUCGUAAUUUAGUUUCGAAAAAUGUGGUUAGAGGCAGUUAUGUGGUUGCUACCGGUUAUGCUGUAGCUGAUACUGUUGAUAAAACCUAUAAAGAUUUUAAACAAAGUUCCUCUGUUAGCAGUGCUGGCAUAACGGCUGUAGAUGUAUUCCUUUGGCAAAUGUUAGCCUCUGUUUCGAUACCUGGUUUUACCAUCAACAGAAUCACCUAUUUCAGCGGACAAUUGCUACGUAAAGUUAAUGCCAAAAAAUCUAUUGUGAAAUUUCUUCCUGUUGCUAUUGGUUUGUCUUCCAUACCCUUUAUUAUACAUCCCAUUGAUCAUUUUACCGAUUAUCUAAUGGACAAUACUUAUCGUAAAUUUUUUAAGAAAAAUUGAAUAAAAUUCAUAACGAAUAGUAAAUGAAAAUUAAAAAGUACAUGUUUUGUACGUACAAAUAAUUAGCAAUAAUUUAUUUUUAAAAACAAUAUACUGCUAUUGUGGUUUAGUGCAAUUUAUUUAUAAAAUAUUUGUAAAAAUAACAACAUUUAUUAAG
Lucilia cuprina (Australian sheep blowfly) is the source of this 929-nucleotide messenger RNA. RefSeq names its product mitochondrial fission process protein 1. Lineage: Eukaryota; Metazoa; Arthropoda; Insecta; Diptera; Calliphoridae. Gene Ontology annotation, cellular component: mitochondrion. Gene Ontology annotation, biological process: mitochondrial fission. Bases 323 to 772 code for a protein of 149 amino acids. The transcript is spliced from 3 exons. The record is from RefSeq and is a predicted model, not a curated record.